Messenger RNA from Closterium sp. NIES-65, 511 nucleotides. The record is from the annotation of a GenBank genome assembly. NCBI's taxonomy places the organism in Eukaryota, Viridiplantae, Streptophyta, Zygnematophyceae, Desmidiales, Closteriaceae.
GCAAGGCGAGGCCAGGCAAGGCAUGGCCAGGCAAGGCGAGGCCAGGCAAGGCAUGGCCAGGCAAGGCGAGGCCAGGCAAGGCAUGGCCAGGCAAGGCGAGGCCAGGCAAGGCGAGGCCAGGCAAGGCAUGGCCAGGCAAGGCGAGGCGAGGGUGCCAUGUGCACUGUGCCUCGCCAGUACUGUGCCUCGCCAGCACUGUGCCUCAGCUGCCGUGUGCGCAGCACUGUGCCUCAGCUGCCGUGUGCGCAGCACUCCGCUGCCUGCCCGUAACUGCCACCCACCCACCCUCACAUGCUUCGUCCCCCCUCCCGCCCUGUGGCCCGCAGGCAUGCCGGCAGCAGCAGUGAAGGCGGAGGCGGGGCGGGCAGCAGAGGGCGGCGCACAGCGAGCAGGGGGAGGGCCAGGUGGGGGGGCAGGCGGGGGGGAGGUGGUGGAGGUGAAGUUGCCGGUGAAGCACGUGCUCUCCAAGGAGCUGCAGGUAAGCAUGUGCUCUCCAAGGAGCUGCAGGUAA